AUUCUGCUGGAAGGGCCUGGUACUUUGAAAUUCAGUAAUUUUUGCUUGGCUAAAGUGGAUGGUGAAAACUUGGAAGAAUUUUUUGCUUUAGUUGGAUCUGAAGAAGGUGAAAGAAGUAUCAGUGAAAGCACUCCACAGAGAUAUCUGAAAAAUGGAUUUCGAGGCUCGCUGUUGUACACAGCUCCAGAAGCAAUAAAGGGAGAAGACUUCUCCAAAGCCAGUGAUCUGUGGUCCUUGGGAUGUUUACUUUAUGAAAUGUUCUCAGGAAGACCACCAUUCUUCUCAGACAGCUUUUCUGAAUUAAUUGAAAAGAUUUUAUAUGAAGAUCCAUUGCCACCUGGACCAGAGGGUUCUGCUUUUCACAAACCUUCUGCCGAGUUCAUGAGUUUGCUUGAUGGCUUGCUUCGAAAGGAUCCUCAGAAAAGGCUGAACUGGACAGACAUAUUGCAACAUCCAUUCUGGAAAGGAUCCCUUAGCCACUGUGAUGGUGAUUCUGCAGACAGCCAGGGCAGAAACUCAAGCAGUGACGACACAGAGUCAUCUGUGUCUUGGAGUGCCAAAGAGCCAGUGGAUACUCAUAAAAAUCUAGAUAACCUGUCAUCCUCAAGAGGAAAUAAUAACCUACCAAGCAAUUCUUUCAAAAUAGAAACUCAAACUGAAUUGCGCCCAAAAAGUUCAGUUGAUGGUGAAUCAAAUGAAUCAAUAUUUCUUCUCAGUUCUCGUCCCACUCCUAGAACUAGCACUGCAGUGGAAGUAAGUGAUGCUACUACUGCCCCAAUCCAAAAUUCUCCACAAAGAGAUUCGUGCUUGAAAAAAGCUAAAAAUGUGUACUCAAGUCAUCAGGAUAUGGAGACAACAUUGAAAGAGCUCAUUUACACUGAAUCUGAUCUUAUCAUAACACCAAUCAUUGACAAUCCAAAGCUAAUGAAGCAAGUGCCAGUUAAAUUUGACUUGAAAACUUUACAUAUACCAACAUAUUCAGCUGAGAAGUUAUCAUCUAUGAAAGGCACAGACUGGAAUGACUUCUUGCAACAAGUAUGUUCACUGCUUGAUUCCGCCGAGAAGAAUACAGGAGCAGCACGUUCUAAGCUGAACUUACUGUACUACUUGUGUACUGUGGCUGUCCACAAGGAAGUUGCAAGCCGACUAAUUAGCUCUCAGCUGUUUCCUAUAUUGAUACAGCAGCUGCGUGCAGCCGCCAACUGGGAUAUACGUGCCAAAGUGGCUCGAGUGAUCGGUUUACUGGCAUUGCACACAUAUGAACUUGGAGAAAAUGUACCUGUGUCUGAG
Messenger RNA from Balearica regulorum gibbericeps (East African grey crowned-crane), 1290 nucleotides. NCBI's taxonomy places the organism in Eukaryota, Metazoa, Chordata, Aves, Gruiformes, Gruidae. The record is from RefSeq and is a predicted model, not a curated record.